CUCUGUGUUCCACCCAGACCUUUCUCCCAUUUAAUAUCAUUUAGCAAUCUGUUAUCUGAUGAAUGUAUUUGUUAGAGAAGACAUUUCAGGUAAUGCUGUCUCCAGUAGCUAUGCAUUUCCAGGAGUGGUUGCAGUCGCUUCGCUCCCACGCAGGCCUUCAAGGGUCUGAAUCGGACGACCUGUGGAGCCUCCUGCCUUCUCGGCCUCUGCCCUCCUUCUCCCUGCCAUCGCUGUCUCUUUCCACAUCGUCCCUGCUGGGUUUCGGGGCACUGGCCUCCCUCACUGCAUACUGGAUGGUGACCCGUCCUCGGCCCCUGCGUUCUCCCUGCGAUCUCCAAGCCCAGUCUGUCGCCGUUGGUGGAGAUCCCAGCUGCAGACGAUCCGCUCUUCUGACAGACGACACUCUGCUGGAGUUUUACUAUGACGAUGUCAGGACGGCCUAUGACUUGUUCCAGAGAGGCCUCAAGAUCACAGGACACGGCCCGUGUCUCGGCUUCAGGAAACCGGGUCAGCCCUACGAGUGGAUCUCCUACUGUGAGGUGGCGCAGCAGGCACAGUGGAUGGGCUGUGGCCUGAUGGCCAAGGGCUGCCAGCCCAAUCCAGAGCAAUAUAUUGGGAUAUUUGCACAGAACAGACCUGAGUGGAUCAUUUCAGAGAUCGCCUGCUACACCUACUCCAUGGCGCUGGUGCCUCUGUACGACACCCUGGGGAUGGAGGCGAUGGUCCACAUCCUCAACCUCGUUGAGAUGAGAGUGGUGAUCUGUGACCAGGAGCAGAAGGCAGCGCUUUUACUAGAGAGCAAGGAGAAAGGCUUGACUCCCAAGAUUUCCUCCCUGGUUCUCAUUACCGACUUCAGCCAAGCCUUUGCAGAGAGGGCGAAGAAGUGCGAGGUGGAGGUUUUGAAACUGGAGCAGCUCAUGGCCCUGGGAAGGGAGAACCCCAGAGAUCCUGUGCCGCCCCAGCCUCAGGAUCUGGCAGUGGUUUGCUUCACCAGUGGAACCACAGGGAAACCCAAGGGAGCCAUGAUCACCCACGGCAACAUCGCCUCCAAUACUUCCUCUGUCAUUAAGAUCCUGGAGGGUUCGUUUGUGUUCCACAAAGAGGAUGUGUCGAUUUCUUACCUGCCACUUGCCCACAUGUUCGAGAGGAUGAUUCAGUUUUCACUGUUCAGCCAAGGAUCCCGAGUAGGAUUCUACCAAGGGGACAUUUCUCUUCUUAUGGAUGACAUGAAAACUCUCAAACCCACCUUCUUUCCUGUCGUGCCUCGCAUACUCAAUCGCAUCUAUGACAAGAUCAUGGGUUCUUUGAGCUCCCCCUUUUGGCGGGCUCUGCUGCAAUACGCUGUGAGGAGGAAGCAGGCGGAGCUCAGCAGCGGGAUUGUGCGCAACAACAGCCUGUGGGACAAACUGGUGUUCAAAAAGAUCCAGGCGAGUUUCGGAGGUAAUCUACGGUUUGCCUUGACUGCCUCCGCACCCAUCUCCUCCACGGUCUUGUCUUUCCUCAGAGCCUCUCUGGGCUGUAUGAUAUUUGAGGGUUAUGGACAAACAGAGUGCACUGGAGGCUGCACUUUCUCUAUGCCAGGGGAUGCGAGCACAGGCCAUGUUGGGCCUCCUUUACCCUGUGCCAUGGUGAAGGUGGUGGACAUCCCUGACAUGAACUAUUACGCUAAAAAUGGAGAGGGCGAGAUUUGCAUCCGCGGGCCCAGUGUGUUCAAAGGCUAUCUGAAGGACCCGGAGAAUACGGCUGAGGCCCUGAAGAGCGACGGCUGGCUGCACACAGGAGACGUGGGCCAGUGGCUCCCAAAUGGCACCCUGCGAAUCAUCGAUCGAAAGAAGCACAUCUUCAAGUUGUGCCAGGGAGAGUACGUUGCUCCAGAGAAGAUAGAAAAUAUCUACGCGCGUUCUGUUCCCGUGCUCCAGGUGUUCGUGCAUGGAGAUAGUUUACAGUCUUAUGCCGUAGGAAUAGUUGUGCCUGACAGAGAGGUUUUUGUUGACUGGGCUAAAGAGCGGGGUUUCGUUGGGUCCCACGAGGAGCUGUGCCAAAAUCCUGAUGUAAAAAAUGCAGUUUUAGAAGAUCUGAGAGCUGUGGGGAAGGAAGCAGGGCUGAAGUCGUAUGAACAGGUGAAGGAUCUUUAUUUGCAUCCAGAGAUGUUCAGCAUCGCCAACGGCCUUCUCACUCCCACCCUGAAAAGCAGACGCGCCGACAUCCGCAGAGUGUUUCAGGAACAGCUAUCAAGCAUGUACAAGACGAUUUAUUAACUCCAGACACUGAAUGAGGGUCACUAGAGUCCACUACGGGAUAGAACUGGAACCUGAAACAAGAACUACAAUUCCUGCAGUGCAACAAGUCUACGGAUGAUCUAUUUUGGUGUUAAAUUGCUUUUCUGAGAUUUUAACUGCUUUCCACAUAUGUUGCAUAAGAAAAAAAUGUAAAUAACGUUUUUUUCUCCCCAUAUUUCUGUUAGAAUAUCACUUUUGUCCCUGUCACUAAUUUAGCUUUAUGAUUAAGCAGAUGUUUUAGAAACUCUCCGGGAAGUUGUUUAAAAUGUAGAAAGAACAGUUGUUCAAAAGCCUCAUUCAGAAACAUGUUUAGACAUUUACACUGCACUAUUUUCCUGAGCGAUAUUUAAAGGGAUUGUAUCAAGUGUAUGUGGGACAGUGUUUCUAAUAUAAAUUGGCUUCUAUUGUACAGUUGUUGAAUGUUGUAUCACCUUGACCUAACCUUUUUAUGAACAUUUUGAUCCUAACUUUGUGAUCACACAUGCAAAUAUACUGUUUGGAUUCAAACCAUCAUGAUUAAUGAGCAUUUCAACCUGCAAUGAUCUGUGAUAAAUAAAGGAUGAACCAUCAA
Messenger RNA from Cololabis saira (Pacific saury), 2850 nucleotides. It is a transcript of the gene acsl2, whose product is annotated as acyl-CoA synthetase long chain family member 2. The transcript is spliced from 20 exons. Gene Ontology annotation, molecular function: arachidonate-CoA ligase activity. NCBI's taxonomy places the organism in Eukaryota, Metazoa, Chordata, Actinopteri, Beloniformes, Belonidae. Gene Ontology annotation, biological process: long-chain fatty acid metabolic process; long-chain fatty-acyl-CoA biosynthetic process; very long-chain fatty acid metabolic process. The record is from RefSeq and is a predicted model, not a curated record. Bases 63 to 2258 code for a protein of 731 amino acids. Gene Ontology annotation, cellular component: endoplasmic reticulum; membrane.